Molecule: messenger RNA, 1643 nt
Organism: Gastrolobium bilobum
Lineage: Eukaryota; Viridiplantae; Streptophyta; Magnoliopsida; Fabales; Fabaceae
Product: carboxypeptidase SOL1
Exons: 15
Coding region: 98-1567 (489 amino acids)
Biological process (GO): proteolysis
Molecular function (GO): zinc ion binding; metallocarboxypeptidase activity
Source: RefSeq, a predicted model, not a curated record
AUUUGGAUUUGUGAAGACACGGGAGUGACAUGAUGGUUACCAUACCGAUAAAUCAGAACAAACAACCUAAGCCUGAAUCCGACAUCAUCAUCGUCACAUGAAGAUGAACCUGCUCUUCUCUCUUCUCCUUCUUGCUUCCACACUUACCUCUUCUCUUGCCAGAGUUCUCUUGCAAAGCCUUGUUCCUCCUUCAGAAGAUUUCAAUAACUGUAGUAGUGCAAGGCAUUUGUUAGAGGACAAUGAAUCUCGGGCUCAUACAAGUGUUGAUUUGGCACAAGGAUAUAUGACCAAUGCUGACCUUGAAAGGGCCAUCAAGGAAUUUGGACAAAGAUGCAGCAACAUUUCUAGGAUAUACAGUAUUGGGAAGAGUGUCAAGGGAGUUCCACUGUGGGUGAUAGAGAUUUCUGACAAGCCGGGAGAAGAAGAGACUGAACCUGCAUUUAAGUAUAUUGGAAAUGUGCAUGGAGAUGAACCUGUGGGCCGUGAGCUUCUUAUGUUUUUGGCCAAUUGGUUAUGUGAUAACCAUUUGAAAGAUCCUCUGGCAACAUUGAUUGUGGAGAAUGUUCACCUCCAUCUACUUCCAUCAAUAAAUCCUGAUGGUUUUAGUUUAAGAAGGCGUAAUAAUGCUAAUAAUAUUGAUCUAAACCGGGAUUUUCCUGAUCAGAUCUUUCCUAUAAAUGAUGAUGAGGAUUCUCUGCAACCUGAAACCAGAGCAAUAAUGAAUUGGUUGAGAGAUAUACGAUUCACAGCAUCUGCCACUUUGCAUGGGGGUGCACUUGUUGCAAAUUAUCCUUGGGAUGGUACCCAAGAUAAAAGGACAAAUUACUAUGGAUGUCCUGAUGAUGAUGCAUUUCGAUUCAUGGCAAGUAUAUAUAGUCACUCUCACUACAAUAUGUCUUCAAGCAAGGAGUUUCUUGGUGGAAUUACAAAUGGAGCAGCAUGGUAUCCUCUAUAUGGAGGAAUGCAAGAUUGGAACUAUAUACAUGCUGGCUGUUUUGAAUUGACCUUGGAAAUUAGUGACAAUAAAUGGCCUAAUGCUGCUGAGCUUCCUAUUCUUUGGAAAUACAACAAAAUGAGCAUGCUUAAUCUUGUUGCAAGCCUUGUGAAGACAGGAGUGCAUGGAAGAAUAUAUUCUUCAGGUGAUGGAAGGCCAUUACCAGGCUCAAUAACUGUCAGUGGAAUAAACUACACAGUUAGGGCUGGAAAGACUUUUGGUGAUUUCCAUCGCUUACUUGCCCCAAGAGAUAGAUAUGAAGUAGUGGCAUCCAUGCCCGGCUACAAGUCAAAGAAUACAUCUAUUUGGUUGGAUGAAGGACCUAUGACAUUGGAUUUUGUUCUUGACCCUGAAGUCAGUGUCAAAGGAAGUGUACUACAAAAUGUCUAUGAUUGCAAUUGUAACAGUAAAAGCAAACUAGAAUUUGUUCAGUUUAUUUGGGGAGCACACAUGGAAGUUUACUUUGUUUUCAUUGUUAUUUUAGGGUUUUUAUGCUUAUUAUUUCAGAGGAGAGUAAAGAAAUUUUCUACAAACAGACAGUCAGCGGGGGCCAAAAAAACUCUUGUGGUUUGAGGCUUUUGAUAAGUUAUUUGUGUCAAAUUUUGUUGUAUAUUAAGGUAGGUAAAGAGGUCAAACUUUUUUUUUUUCA